Nannospalax galili (Upper Galilee mountains blind mole rat) is the source of this 4261-nucleotide messenger RNA. It is a transcript of the gene Hic2, whose product is annotated as HIC ZBTB transcriptional repressor 2. Gene Ontology annotation, molecular function: RNA polymerase II cis-regulatory region sequence-specific DNA binding; DNA-binding transcription factor activity, RNA polymerase II-specific; protein binding. Gene Ontology annotation, biological process: regulation of transcription by RNA polymerase II. Gene Ontology annotation, cellular component: nucleus. The transcript has 3 exons. Bases 105 to 1964 code for a protein of 619 amino acids. NCBI's taxonomy places the organism in Eukaryota, Metazoa, Chordata, Mammalia, Rodentia, Spalacidae. The record is from RefSeq and is a predicted model, not a curated record.
GAGGGCGGAGAGCCGCCGCCCACGCACAUGAGGUGACCAGGCAUUGAUGCUCCUUCAGGAAGUCUGCGUGCUCAAGGAGGCCACCCACGCUGGUUGCUGCUCACAUGGUUUCUGGGCCCCUGGCACUCCGGUGGUGCCCGUGGGCAGGGCGCAGGGACAUGGGGCCUGACAUGGAGCUUCCCAGCCACUCAAAACAGCUCCUGCUGCAGCUGAAUCAGCAGAGGACCAAGGGCUUCCUGUGUGAUGUCAUCAUCAUGGUGGAGAACUCCAUCUUUCGGGCCCACAAGAAUGUCUUGGCUGCCAGCAGCAUCUACUUCAAGUCCCUGGUCCUGCAUGAUAACCUCAUCAACCUAGACACAGACAUGGUCAGCUCCGCCGUCUUCCAGCAGAUCCUGGACUUCAUCUACACGGGCAAGCUGCUGCCCAGUGACCAGCCCACUGAGCCUAAUUUCAGCACUCUCCUCACUGCCGCCAGCUACCUCCAACUGCCUGAGUUGGCAGCCCUCUGCCGCCGCAAACUCAAGCGAGCUGGCAAGCCCUUUGGCCCUGGACGGGCCAGUGCUGCUGGCAUGGGGCGACCGCCCCGCAGUCAGCGGCUGUCCACAGCCUCUGUCAUCCAGGCUCGGUAUCCAGGGCUUGUAGAUGGGCGCAAGGGGCAUCAUGUCCCCCAGGAGCUCCCUCAAGCUAAAGGCUCAGAUGAUGAGCUUUUUCUGGGCAGCUCUACCCAGGAGAGUACACAUGGCCUGGGCCUGGGAGUCUGCCCAACUGGUGGGGAGGUGGGCUUGGGGGGCUGCAGUAGCAGCACCAAUGGGAGCGGUGGGGGCUGUGAGCAGGAGUUGGGCCUGGAUCUGUCUAAGAAAAGCCCACCACUGCCCCCCACAACCCCUGGCCCCCACCUCACUCCUGAGGACCCGGCCCAGCUGAGUGACAGCCAGCAUGACUCACCUGCACCUGCUACAGCCUCUGCCCCGCCUGUUGCCAACAGUGCCUCUUACGUUGAGCUGGCAGUGGGCACUCCUGAUGAGCCCAUGGAUCUGGAGGGGGCUGAGGAAAACCACCUGAGUCUGCUGGAGGGGCAGGGUGGGCAACCUCGUAAGAGCCUCCGACAUUCAGCCCGAAAGAAGGAAUGGAACAAAAAGGAGCCUGCUGCUGGGUCUCCCUUUGAUCGGAGAGAAACCGGGCCCAAGGGCCCCGGGGAAGAAAGUGAGGGGAUUGGGGACAGGGUUCCCAAUGGCAUCCUGGCUAGCACUGUUAGUGGAGGUGGCCCCAGUGGGGCCUAUGGAGAGCCCCCAUAUCCCUGCAAGGAGGAGGAGGAGAAUGGCAAAGAUGGGAGUGAGGACAGUGGGCAGAGUGGGAGUGAGGGGGGCAGUGGCCACACUGGUACCCAUUAUUUGUACCGACAGGAAGGAUAUGAGACAGUAUCAUAUGGGGACAACUUGUAUGUGUGUAUCCCUUGUGCCAAGGGCUUCCCCAGCUCGGAGCAGCUCAACGCUCACGUGGAGACACACACAGAAGAGGAGCUAUUCAUCAAGGAAGAAGGGGCUUAUGAGACAGGCAGUGGGGGUGCAGAGGAGGAAGCUGAGGACCUGUCAACACCCAGUGCUUCCUAUGCAGCUGAGUCCCGUCCUUUCAAGUGCUCAGUCUGUGACAAGACCUACAAGGACCCAGCCACCCUGCGGCAACAUGAGAAGACACACUGGUUGACGCGACCCUUUCCCUGCAACAUCUGUGGCAAAAUGUUCACACAGCGUGGUACUAUGACACGCCACAUGAGGAGCCACCUGGGCCUGAAGCCCUUUGCCUGUGAUGAGUGUGGCAUGCGCUUCACCCGCCAGUACCGCCUCACAGAGCACAUGCGUGUGCACUCAGGUGAGAAGCCCUAUGAGUGCCAACUCUGUGGAGGCAAGUUCACCCAGCAGCGCAACCUCAUCAGCCACCUGCGCAUGCACACCUCCCCCUCCUAGAAGCCAAAGACCCGCAGGAGCACUCUGCAGACUUGCCACUUGGGAGCCUAUGGAAGGAGGAGGCAUGGUGGGAGGGGUCAAGUCCCAAAGUCUAGCACGAGGCUCCUGGCAGCCCCUCCGGUCCAGCCUCCCCACACCCAGAGCUUUAAUGGACAGUCUGUACCAAGGGAAGCCAAGAGGAGCAGAAGUUGACGGUCCAGCCCUAUGCAUGUGGUGCUGGUGACCAUUCUACCUCCCCGUCCCCCCCAGCCCCCCAGCCCUUCAGCUCCUUGCAGGGGCUGGUUGCAGAACCGGUGGGAGUCCAUCAUGUGGGUUCCACUGGGACUAGGUCCCUUUCCUGCAGGCUGGGCUAGGGGAGGGCCUGGGCUGCCUGUGGCCAAGGGUAGUGUCUAAAGCAGGCCCUCACCCGGCAGGGACCGCGUCUGUGUGUGUGCACGUGUGCUUGUGUCUUUGCAGUGCAGUGUAACCCUGGCUCUGGGGAGCUGGUGCUGGGUGACAGUUCCUUCCUCUUUGAGCUGAGGUAGCAACUGCUCACUGGUGCUGGGACAGUCAGGGUGACCCACUGCCUACCUCUCUACAACUAAAGAGCCCUCUGGGCCUGUAUUGCUGUUAUUCCUACUGAGCUGUUCCUUUUUCUUUAAAAAACAUUUUUUAAAAUUCUUUUUUAAACCAAAACAAACAAUAUUUUCCUCCUGCCCCUUUGGGGGCUGAGCCUGGGUCUGCAGACUGAAUGUAACUGUGGCAGCUGCCCCUCCCUGUCGUUCCUCAGCCCUGGUGCUGUGGACACGGCUGUUGGUGAGCCGCCUCUCCAGGUCCCAGAAGCCCUUCUUGCCCAAAGGCUUCCCUGAUCUUGAGCCCUGCCUGGGCUUCCUCAGGAGAACAUGCUUUUCCUAUAAUUUCCAAGGAAUAUUCUUUGUUAGAGGUACUUAUUUUUAUUGGAAACCCUCUCCCCACAGUAUUUUUGGGAUGUUGGAACUGGAAGGUCUGGGGUUUUGGAGGGUGGGGGGAGGCUAGACUUGCUGCCAGGGCCGUCGGUACUGUUCGUUUCUGUGUGUGAGUGUGUGUGUGUGUGUGUGUGUGUGUGUGUGUGCGUGUGUGUGCGCUGCUUAUGCACAGAUGCUUCACUUUCCUUCCUCACUGAAUAAGGUGGAGAGACUUCCGACCUUUUGCUACCUCUUGAAUUCAAGACCACAGUACAGUUGAGGCUGAACCACUUGCUUUUGUUUUCCUGUAGUGGGAGUAUGCUGGGCUUGGGCUGGCCCCGGUUCCUUGUGGAUCCCAGCACUCUGAGGGGAUCUCUGCUGCUCAGGGCAUGCUGAGUGUGGGGCAGGUGCUGGGCACCUGAGUAAUAGAAGCCAUGAGGAGGGAGCAGUUUCCUGCCAGGGCCAGGGUGAGGUGGAAGUGAGCCCCCCCCAUCCUGUCCUCUUCUAAGCUCUGAGGUAUGCCGAGGAACCUACUGCAGUGCCAGGGGUGAAGGCUGGCCUCUACUUAGACAGUAUGGGGUCCAGCACCCCUUUACCAUGGCAUGUUAGCCAGUCUCAAAUGCUUACAGGGGUCCCAACCAAGUGCAAGAGCAGACCAGGAUUGUCCGUGCUGGCCCUGAGCCACAGAUGUGGGCUGGUAGGCCUUACCAUCUCUGUGUUGUUUCAUGCCCUUUGCUUUCCUUUCCUUUUCACUUCAGACCAAAAAAUUCCAGAGUCAUCCCCUGCCCCCACCCUUCCAGAGACCUUCCAGCUGGAAACAGCCUGAGUUCAGGGAUCUUAAUGAUGAGCAUUGGGUCUGGGAGUGAGGGCACCUGGCUGGGCCUGCACAUGGUUCUCCAGCACUGAGCUGGCUCUUCCUCCCCUCUUCCCAGUGGUCUCAGUUCUCUCUUAUAGCAAGCCAGGCUGAGCACCUGAAUGAAGACUUCUGGCCCCCAUUCCACGAAAGGGAGGUUAUGCUAGCCCUUGUUCUACCCCACCCUACCCCACCCUGCCAGCAUUUAAACCACUGACACAAAGUCUGUACAACUCGGGGAAAUGUGCACACCCUGAGGGUGUGCAUGGCCACCCAAGCUGUGGGUAGCCUCUUUGGUGAGGUUACUCAAAAGUAGGUGAUUCUUCUACAGAACUUCAGGGACUGGGAGCAAAGCCCCCUCACUCAGCUACGUCUGUGUGGCAUAGUAUUAUACCCACCUUAGUACUGCAUCAAGCCUUUUCUGUAUUUUAAUGAGAAAGCAAAACACUAGUUUCCUAUUUAAGAUUUUAAGGGUUGUUGGGCGGGGUGGGGUUGACGCUUGGUUUUGUUUUCUUUUUCCU